Molecule: messenger RNA, 1110 nt
Organism: Talaromyces amestolkiae
Lineage: Eukaryota; Fungi; Ascomycota; Eurotiomycetes; Eurotiales; Trichocomaceae
Exons: 1
Coding region: 1-1110 (369 amino acids)
Molecular function (GO): nucleic acid binding
Source: RefSeq, a predicted model, not a curated record
AUGUCCAUUUUGAAGGGGGUGCAACCGAUCUUCACCCAGGGCCCAGCGGGCAUAUCCCUGCCUCCAGGGCCCCCAAUCUCAGAGUCGGCCAUACCCAACACCUUCGCCUAUCUUCAGAAAGUCGGCAACCCGAUGCCUCAACAACGUCCGCAAUCCGACAAAACGAACAGACCACGUGCUACAAAAGCAGAUAUCGAGACUGUGCAGGCCACAUCUAAGACAGCAGGUCGAGUCAUAAAGAAAUCUGACAGGCGCGGGCGACCCAAGAAAAUCAGCGAUGACCUCACGCAAAAGAUGACUAUGCUGUUGGAGCAGUCAAACGGAGACGUUUCUUGGGAACAAUUAGGACACUCGGUUGGCGUGGACGGCGUACAUUUACAAACAAUCCGAAACUAUAUGAUCAAAGAAGGCUACUGUAAGCGAAUAGCAUGCCAACAAAAAUGGUUAUCGAAACAAGCCCGAGAAUCACGAAUGCAGUAUGCUCUGGCACACCACAAAUGGCAGAACGAGUGGCGCUCAAUGCUGUUCAGUGAUUUUGUCAAUUUCGGUCUCGGGACAACACAGAAAGCAAAAGUGUUCAACCGGAAAGACGAGAGGCUAUGCGAGGAUUGUUUACAGUCUAGGGAGGAGAUUGAUAAAGCCCUAUUCCAUUGCUGGGCAAUGGUGGGAUACGACUACAAGGGCCCUCUGAUUUUCCUCCAGCCCGAAGAUAGCGAUCUCUCUGCAAUGAGUCAGCAUGACUACAUAUCGCAAAUCAUACAACCACACGUUCAACCUAUCGUGACCGUUCGGCGGAUGAUAUACCUCGACAACGCUAGCAGCGGGUACGAGAACGCGACGACCCAGAACACGGUACACGCCUACCUCGAUUCAUUACAGCUGCCUUAUAUUCAGAACCCGGCGACCUCGCCUGACCUCAAUAUCUUGAAGGAUAUUCUACUCGUGCUGAAAAAGAGACUGCAAAAGAGGAGCAUCGGGGACGAGGUGCAGUUAAAGAUUGCAGUAUUGGAAGAAUGGGAUCGGAUCACGACAAAGGAGAUCAAUAAAUUGGUCGAUACGAUGAAAAUACGCAUGGAAAAGGUGUUAGCGCGGAAGGGAAUGCCUAUAUGA